Messenger RNA from Staurois parvus, 600 nucleotides. The record is from the annotation of a GenBank genome assembly. Lineage: Eukaryota; Metazoa; Chordata; Amphibia; Anura; Ranidae.
GAAAUGUCUGUGCGUCUUAUGGAGCGAAUAUAUUGGGGCGGCCGGCCCGGAUUUCCCCCCGUACCUCCAGUGGUCCUACCUGUUCCUUGGUCCAGCGGUGUCCUCAGUCUUCUCUCCCUGACGCCAGCAUGGGCACCCGGCUGUGACAGCUUGCGGCUUCUCCUGUACUGUGUCCGCAGUCUCUGGUCAACCCCUGUACUGUGUCCGCAGUCUCUGGUCAACCCCUGUACUGUGUCCGCAGUCUCUGGUCAACCUCCUGUACUGUGUCCGCAGUCUCUGGUCAUCUCCCUGUACUGUGUCCGCAGUCUCUGGUCAUCUCCUGUACUGUGUCCGCAGUCUCUGGUCAUCUCCUGUACUGUGUCCGCAGUCUCUGGUCAUCUCCUGUACUGUGUCCGCAGUCUCUGGUCAUCUCCUGUACUGUGUCCGCAGUCUCUGGUCAUCUCCUGUACUGUGUCCGCAGUCUCUGGUCAUCUCCUGUACUGUGUCCGCAGUCUCUGGUCAUCUCCUGUACUGUGUCCGCAGUCUCUGGUCAUCUCCUGUACUGUGUCCCCAGUCUCUGGUCAUCUCCUGUACUGUGUCCGCAGUCUCUGGUCAUCUCCU